AUGACCGAAGACCUGAUGACCCGCGACGGGCGUGCCAUCGCCGAUAUCGAGCGGCUUCGCUUCUUUCCGGCAACCGCCGUGGGGGGUGCGGGCUCCUACGUGGUUGAGGAGGGCGGCCGGCGCGUGCUCGACUUCAGCGCCUCGUGGGGUGCGGCGAGCCUCGGCUACAGCCACCCGGCGGUGGCCGAGGCGGUGAGCAAGGCCGCGAGCGACAUGGGGGCGGUGAGCCUCGCCUCUUGCGCCGUCGGCCACGCCGUCGCACUUGCAGAGGACCUGCUGGCGCACUUUCCGGACGACCGCGAGCGGCGAGUCUGGUUCGGCCACGCCGGCUCCGACGCCAACGACGCCGUGGUACGCCUGCUCGAGGCCGCGUCGCCCCGCCGCGGCAUCCUUUCCUUCGUCGGCGCUUAUCACGGCGGCAGCGCCGCCUCGAUGUCGGUGUCCGGCCACAGCUCCCAAACACACGCGCCCGCGCGACCUGGCCUGACCCGGUUGCCCUAUCCCGAUCCCUACCGCCCUCAGUUCGGCCCCGAUCUGGUCGCCGGCGCCCCUGGCCGACCUCGACCGGCGCUUCGAGAGCGAGCUUCGGCCGGACGAGAUCGCCGCCGUCUUCAUCGAGCCGAUCCAAUCGGACGGGCGCGUAUCGUGCCGCCUGCCGGAUUCCUCAAGGGUCUGGAGGAACGCUGCCGGGCCCACGGCAUCCUGAUCGUGGUGGACGAGGUCAAGGUGGGGGUGGGGCGGACCGGCCUCUACCAUGCGUUCGAGGCCGAGGGGCUCAGCCCCGACAUCGUCGUCUACGGCAAGGGGCUGGGCGGCGGGCUGCCGAUCUCGGCUGUGGUCGGCCCGGCGGAGCUGAUGAACCUUCAGCCUGCUUUUGCCAUCAUGACGGCGGCCGGCAACCCGGUGUGCGCAGCCGCCGGCCGCGCCGUGCUGCGCACAUAG
This is a messenger RNA of Geodia barretti, 942 nucleotides long. NCBI's taxonomy places the organism in Eukaryota, Metazoa, Porifera, Demospongiae, Tetractinellida, Geodiidae. The record is from the annotation of a GenBank genome assembly.